Aspergillus niger is the source of this 1293-nucleotide messenger RNA. RefSeq lists its product as uncharacterized. The transcript is spliced from 3 exons. Bases 1 to 1293 code for a protein of 430 amino acids. Lineage: Eukaryota; Fungi; Ascomycota; Eurotiomycetes; Eurotiales; Aspergillaceae. The record is from RefSeq and is a predicted model, not a curated record.
AUGUAUCCUCCCACUCUCUCUUGGAGCCAUGCGGCUUUACUCUUCUUGUCGCUCUCUUCUUUUCAAUUCGGUACUGCCACACCGAUUGACGGCCAGCUCGUUGAGCGCUCGGGCAUAUCCUCCCCGGGUAUCGGCGUCGAGUUCGAGUCUGGGAGCAUCUAUUUCACCAAAGACAUUCACAAACUGUCGAGCAAAGAGGAAGAGGAAAUGAGGCAAGCUGGUAUCGACGCCAAAGGCAAGACUGUUACAUUGAAAUCAGCCAAGGAUGGAAAUGGUGCCAAGCUGUCUGGUAAAGACUGGGAAUUGACAGCGGAUGCCACGGGAAAUACGCUGGGACACCUACCUGCAGAGUAUAUCCUGGACGGGAAAAAAAUAAAGUUGGGAACGGGGAGAGCUGCACUUGCUGCAGAGGAAGUCUAUGAAGAUCUGAAAAAGUGGAACCCAAAGAGCGGCCAGGAGGUCGAAAUCGCCGGCAAUAAGAAGAAUCCUUGGAGUCUCCAGGUGGGCGCGUAUCCUGUGAGCUCAGCCUGGUCUCGUCAGAUCACCGCCCCGAUGCCACUUGGGGCAAUCAACGACCUGAUGAAGCAAGCCAAACUCGGCAAAGGCUCGCCUCUCAUGACAUACUCGAAUACCAAGAUCCGGAGAAAGGUCUGGGUUAAUGAUUUCUUCUUCGAGGAGAAUCCUGGUGGCCUUACCAAAGCCGUUGGCGAAGAUGUUCGCGGAUUCCUUUCGCUUCUUCUCUCCUAUGCAAAGGCUGGCAGCCAGGUCCGGAACAGUGAAAGUGCUAAAGAAUUGACAUCGAUCAUGCCGCGCACAAGUUUUGCGAAAAUGUACAAGCUCAUUGAGGGCAAGCUUGAAAAGAAGGAUCUGUGGACGAUUGUGAACAAGCUUGCUUGCUAUGAGAACCCCAUUGACGAUGCACAUGAAUACGCCGCGGUUGAUGAGCGGUAUUGCUCUGGGCACCCGGGACAGACGACAAUCAACGGGAAGUUUGAAAAAUUGGUGAUAGAUAUCUGCUACGGCUCACAGUCCUGCCCUGUCAAUGUCAAGGCCUGGAUCCAAGGCUUGAAGGACGGCAAAGAUCUGCUCAAAGAUGCCGAUAAAGAAAUGAUCGAUGGUCAAGUUGGAGGGUAUGGAGACUUGACCGAGUAUCGUCUAGAUCAUCCUAAGGAACAACUCGCCCUUUUCGAGUUCCGUGAUCUUCCUUCUUGCUCGGCUUCGGAGUGGAAGAAAUGUUUGGAAAAGGCCGAAAAUGAGAUCGUCAACUAUCACAAGAAGUUUCCCGGAAACUAA